ACGACCUUAACGUGACGUCUCACUCUCUUUAGGUCUCUUCUCCGGCACCGAUUUUGCUCAGUCUCCGCCGAUUUCGCCGCUGAAUCACAGAGAAGGGUGAGGAGAAUUUGAAUGGCGCCUAAAGGAAGAAAAAGGAAGGCUGGAAUGAUGAGAGAGGAUGCAGCACGAGAUGCCAUGAGAGCUUAUGGGUUUGCAGAGCGUCUUAUCAAUCGGUGUAUUAAGGAAUUGCUUCAGGUGUACGGUCAGGAGGGCUGGUUUCUGAUUGAAGAGUCUGGUUACCUGGUGUUGUUAAACAAAUGCCUUGAACAGUCAGAAGAACAAAACAAAAAAAUGGCUGAAGAAGAUGAGCAAGAAGAAGAAAUGGCUGAAGAUGAACAACAAGACCAUGAGAUUGCUGAGGCAGAACAAGAACAAACACCUCUGCAAGAAGAAGAACAGGAGCAAGAACAGGAACAUGAGAAGCAAGUUGAGGAAGGAAGAGACCAUGUCGGUAGCAACUCAACAUCUUUGGUGGGGUGUGUUCCCGAGGCAGGUACACAGACUUGUCAGACUGAAGCUUUGUCGACCACUAGCCAGACAGAGAUCUUGGACUCAUCACCAGCAGGAGAAGCUUCAGUGAUAGACUUUGCAUCACCAGUAGCAUUUCCAUCAGGAGGUUUUGCACAACAUUCAGCUGCAGGUGCCAAGAGUUCCGGACGUGGUGGCUGGAUAAGUGAUGAGGAUGAUGAUGAGGAUCCGGAUCCAGAUGCUGAUAGUGAUGGUGAUGAUGAUGAGAUAAUUCAGCUGACUCCAGAACCGCUUUGUGAAGAGCUUGAAGAGCUGGUUAAGAAGUUACGUGGGGAAGAGAAGAGGAAGAAGACUAGGUGGGGAAACUAAGAAGUCAUGAGCUUUAUGAAAGUAGCGUCAAAGCUCAAGUAGAGUGAAAGAGUCAGUAGUAUUAGGACAACUACGGAGUCAUGAGCAGCUCAUGUAAGUAUCUAAGAAGUAGAGUUAAUGAAUAAUUAGUAUUGGUGGUAAAAAGAUAAUAUGACCCGUUUAUCUUUACACCUAUGUGUGGGUCUUAUCAGGAUAUUGCUUUGAAACUUAAAUAUUUGUUCUUAGUUAACGUUGAAGUAUAUUUUGUUAUUAAGUCAGUUGCAU
Molecule: messenger RNA, 1140 nt
Organism: Eruca vesicaria subsp. sativa (arugula)
Lineage: Eukaryota; Viridiplantae; Streptophyta; Magnoliopsida; Brassicales; Brassicaceae
Source: the annotation of a GenBank genome assembly